ACAAUUUAAAAUAGUUUCUCAUGUGUAUUAUACUUGUGUAAACGUAAACAAAGAGUGUUUGAGGUAGAGUGACUGACUGGUUGGUAUAAAUCCUCACAUGCAGUAGCCAACACAUGUGGCUCAACUUGAUUUAACUAAACCACAAACGUAUAGAAGAAGGAAGAAUCAUGGAUCCAGAUUUGGCUCAGCAGAUGUUUGAGGAAGGUGGAACACUGGUCAUGCUGGGUAUGCCAACAGGAACUGAAUUUGGCAUUGACUUGAAUUCAUGGAAUAUUGGUGAAAGAUUUAAAGGGGUGAAGAUGAUUCCACCAGGUCUCCAUUUUAUAUAUUUUAGUGCUGUCAGUCGCCAAGGAGAUACAGCACCAAGGACAGGAUUUUUCCAUGUUUUCCAACACAGGGAGGUACUAGUGCGUCAUUAUGAUCCAAAAGAUGAGGACUUAAAAAUGGAAGAUGUAGAUCCAGAAGAAGUGGAAAGGAUCCGUGCUGGACUGCGUGAUUUGGACCGACAUCUUGGUGCAUAUCCCCUAGAAUCAUGGGAGAAAUGGAUAUCUUUGACACAGUAUAUUGACUCGGGGGAAUUACAAAGAAUGUUACCAGAAUCAGGCAGAAUAUGUUCUGUAAUUGAGCUGGCAUCAGGAAAUUCAUGGCAAAGGACUGGAAAACAAUCUAAAAGUGAUGGCACAGUUGCAGCUGAAACCAUGUCAUCAGCAAGCUCUAGUGAUCAAUCAGCUGCUAGUGGAGAAUUAAGUAACCUGGCCCUGCAGUCAAGCACAUCAACUAGCAACAAACAUAAUACUGAUUCAAGUUCAGAAAUAAUAAUAUUGUGUUCAGAUAUACCCAAGGAAGAAGAACCAAUUCCAGUUCUACCAGAGAUGAUUCCAAAAGCAGGCACACAGUUUCGUUUUAGUAAAUUCCCAGAUCGGCCUUACCAUGAUGGUGCAACACCAAGUGAAGUGACACAAUAUAGCUUAGAUUCCUCCUACAGUGUCAGACAAAUGAUAGCCAAAGCUAAUCGACCUGAGAGUAUGUUAUCAGAAUUGCAGUUGGCUUUCAUAAGUUUUUUAGUGGGUCAAGUUUGGGAUGGAUGGGAGCAGUGGCAGCGCCUUUUGUCAGCACUAUGUCGUGCAGAAGAACUUUUGAUGCAGUAUCCAGAACUGUACACCAAGUUUCUUUCUAUAUUACAUUUUCAGAUUCAUGAGGUCCCAGAAGAUCUUUUUGUUGACAUUGUAGAGAGCAACAACUUCCUGGCAGCAGCUCUGACAGCUCUAUUUGCCAAUAUGAGUGACAAUUCUAACUCUCUUCCACCAGCAUUAGUGAAGAAAGCUCAGCGUUUUAAAACUCAUGUGACUCGUAAGUUUAAGUGGGAUCUUAAUUUAGAGGAUGAAGGGGAAGAUGCUCCAGUCAUUGUGGAAACCUAAGAUUUAUCCUAGCAGCAACUUAAUUGAAAUGUAAUGACCAGCAUCAUUUAGUUUAUGAUGACAUGCCUUUCAGCCAAGCAGCUCAUGUAAUGUACAGUUUGCUAAAUUCACUGAUUCAGACCCCAGGUAGUCCUGGGAUUCAUGGCUGAGUAAUAAACCUUAUUAUUAGUCACCAACUAAUUAAGUAUAAUAUAAUUCCUGGAUUUUAAUAAUUUGACUGGUCUGUGACCAAUUGUAAGGUUAGUUACCGAAUCAUUAAUCCCAGGAAUACCUGGGUCCAAAACCUAUGGGUUUGGUGAACUGUAUAUUACCUGGGCUGCCUGGCUUUAGGCUUUAUCAUAAAAUGUGAUUUCUGGGUCAAUCCAUCAUUUAUGCUAAUAAACCUCUACCAAA
Molecule: messenger RNA, 1811 nt
Organism: Homarus americanus (American lobster)
Lineage: Eukaryota; Metazoa; Arthropoda; Malacostraca; Decapoda; Nephropidae
Product: protein AAR2 homolog
Exons: 7
Coding region: 168-1418 (416 amino acids)
Biological process (GO): spliceosomal tri-snRNP complex assembly
Source: RefSeq, a predicted model, not a curated record